Fonsecaea erecta is the source of this 1635-nucleotide messenger RNA. RefSeq lists its product as hypothetical. Gene Ontology annotation, biological process: phospholipid homeostasis. The coding region runs from base 1 to 1635 and encodes 544 amino acids. Gene Ontology annotation, molecular function: aminoacyltransferase activity. The transcript has a single exon. Lineage: Eukaryota; Fungi; Ascomycota; Eurotiomycetes; Chaetothyriales; Herpotrichiellaceae. The record is from RefSeq and is a predicted model, not a curated record.
AUGGCUUCCUUUCCAGAUGUAGAAACCGAAACUACAAACACCCUACAGGCUCGUAGGCAGCCACAGACCUCCAAUAAUGCGGCCAAGUCAAAAGCACCACGCAAGAAGCCAGCAGCUCAGAUGCCUCGGGCAAAAAAUCUCCUUUCCGAAGAUCUAGGCGGAGGCCUGGCGCAAAUACUUAUGACCCAGGCCAGAGACAUUGACUCCAUGAACAUCAUACAGCGCCUUCAGUUCCUCAAGGGUGAUGCCUUGUUGGGACCAAGAUUCAUCGACUUUAACCAAAGCAGCACGACCGUCGUCACCACGUCGAUUUCUUCGCGAGGCAUACUUUCACCAGUCCAUGAUGUUUGUGAGCACCAGCAAUGCAUAUCGACCUCCAUGACUGUGAGCUUCAACGACUCCAGUACGAGCCUCAAUCAUAUUCCUACAUACCCAAAAAGAAAGAACAACGACAUCCACACAUUCACCCUCGACGACUUCACGGCCAUUUCGGCCCUGGGUUCCCUUGUCGAGCGCUUCGGCAAAGUCUCCCACAUGGGGAUCCUAGACCCCAGCUACCGGUUCUUCAUGACCAAAGAUCGUCAAGCAGCACUUUAUUAUAAGGUCAGGAACAAUGUUGCGGUGGUCGGAGGCGAUCCUCUGUGUGAACCUGCUGAGUACGAUCGUCUUUUGGAAGAAUUUCGACGCCUGCGUAAACGACGCCGCUGGGGCAUGGUCUUUCUUGGCGCAACCGACAAAUUCGCGUCAUAUGCGAGCAAACAGAAGUGGGUGACCAUGCGCUUUGGCACCGAGCGGGUCCUCAAUCCUCUCGACAACCCCGUCCUGCAAGAGAAGGAACAGAGGAGAAUGAUCACGCAAAACAAACAGCUCCUCGACCCCGAAAAAGGUGGAAUUUCCGUCCAUGCAUAUGCUCCGGCUCAGGGGCGCGACGAGGCUCUAGAACGGGAAUUACGACAAGUGUACGACUUGUGGCGCGACUCCCGCAAUCAAUCCGGCCAGCCACAGGCAUACAUGACGGUGUUCGACCCGUUCGCUAUCCCUAUGCUUAUGACAUACCUGUACACCACGGACCAACAAGGCCAGUGCAAUGGGUUCGCGGCUUUGCGAAAGAUCGGCGCCAACAAGGGCUACCAUAUCGAUCCCUACUGUGCGACCCCGACGGCGCCGAAAGGCAUCACCGACCUGCUCGUCUUCUCGGCCAUGUCCCUCCUCCAGCAAGCCGGCAUCGGCUACCUCAGCUUCGGCUUCGAGCCGGCCUCGCAACUCGACGAAGUCACCGGCCUGUCGCGACCCACGACCGCGCUGACCAAGUCCUGCUACCGCCGCGCGUUCCGCCACCUCCCCAUCGGCGGCAAGAAGGCCUACCACGACAAAUUCCGCCCCGACCCGGCCCUGGACUCCGGCCUGCACAUUAUCUACCCGAGCGGCGCCCCGAGCCUGCAGGACGCCCUGGCCACGCUGCACUUCGCCAACGUGGAGGUGCGGGAGUUGCUGAAGCGCGAGAUCUUCAGCGGGUGCGGCUGGAAACCCAAGCAGCAACAGCAGCAGCAGCAGCAGCAGCAACCCGAACAGAAGAAGGGGAGAGGAGAACCAAAGCAGCAGCAGCAGCAGACGACGACGACGACUACUCCCUGA